Messenger RNA from Puccinia graminis f. sp. tritici CRL 75-36-700-3, 1251 nucleotides. RefSeq lists its product as uncharacterized. NCBI's taxonomy places the organism in Eukaryota, Fungi, Basidiomycota, Pucciniomycetes, Pucciniales, Pucciniaceae. The coding region runs from base 1 to 1251 and encodes 416 amino acids. The transcript has 3 exons. The record is from RefSeq and is a predicted model, not a curated record.
AUGUCGACUGAGCCGGUGUCACAGAACUUUUCACCUCUCCAAUCACUUACUCAACCGGUGGAUCAAGGCAUUCAAAUCGUGGCUGGGAAAUCUGAAUACAAAAUUGUGACCUCCCUCAAACUAUACGUGGCCAGCAAAAGCAAGCAGAAAAAGAAAAUAUGGGUCCAGGUUACUUCCAAGGACGACUUCUUUGUCAAGAUAGUUCCGGGUGAGACAGCCUUCGACGAGUUCCAAGACAUGGUGGCUGCGGCGUGCGAUCUGAAUGUCCCGAAUUCUGGUGAUAUCGUGGCCGAAAACAAGCCCGACCUGAACUGGAAUGUCUAUAUGUGUCGUGUGAAGGGCUGGCUCAAGUCAGAUGCUCGGAGUCUUACGGAUGUCGAGUCCUACAACGAUUGGGUCGCGGCGAUUUUGGCAUGCAAGAAGAAAGAUGUUGCGAUCAACUUGGCUCUUCGGAUGGACAACCCUGCCGAUGCUAUCAAACGAGGGAAACAGGCUGAUAUCCUGGCCAAACGGGCCAAAAUCAAGAAGGCUAUCGAAUUGAAGAAAACUGUGAAGCGCAAGUCGGGAGACGAUGUCGAGGAGAUGGUGCUGCUGAGUGAAGACAACGACGAGGAGAUCGAUCCUGAGGACUGGAACGAUGUGGACUUCCACAUGCGGGCGCUCUUUGACGCUAAUCCGAUCAACCGCGAGUACGAUUCUCUGGUCCCGGUGUUCCUCCAUCCAUCCGUGCCCGGUAGAUUCUUACUCCUGACCAUGGCGGCGUGCCAGGAGUGGGCAAUGGCUAUCAUGGACGAGAAGCAGCCAGCGGUGAAUAUGUUGAAUCCCCCAAAGAGCCUCACCUGGGAAGAUUUGGGGGCCCCCAGGAAGAAGCAUAAGGCCGUGGUUGGCCCCUCCCAGCCCCUUGCAGAAGAGAAGGCCGAGUGGUGCCGAAUGAUGGUCGAUGCGUUUGCAGAGGUGGGGAAGGCGCGCGCAAAGGAGAACGAGGCGGCACCGGCGUCAGAUGGGAUUCCGUACCAGCCGGACUCUGAUGCGCCAAUAGUCGAUUAUUUGAGAUUCCUAAACGUUCGGAACCUCGAGACGGUCCUGGACAUCCUAUGUUCAAACGAUAUCCACUCUCACAAGAUGUUUCGACCCGGGUCGUCUCUUAGCCGACAAGAGGUCCUAAGUCUGGGGCUCACGUUUGGAGUGGUCACAGCUUUGUAUGACAACGCCUCCAAGUAUGAUCGAUUUCUCACUAACAAUUCAUGUUAG